Saccostrea echinata is the source of this 9963-nucleotide messenger RNA. Its product is annotated as histone-lysine N-methyltransferase 2C-like. Gene Ontology annotation, molecular function: transcription coactivator activity; histone H3K4 methyltransferase activity; histone binding. The transcript has 21 exons. NCBI's taxonomy places the organism in Eukaryota, Metazoa, Mollusca, Bivalvia, Ostreida, Ostreidae. Gene Ontology annotation, cellular component: nucleus; MLL3/4 complex. The record is from RefSeq and is a predicted model, not a curated record. Gene Ontology annotation, biological process: positive regulation of transcription by RNA polymerase II. The coding region runs from base 372 to 7097 and encodes 2241 amino acids.
GGAAGUAACAUAUUCGCUUCCUGUUCGAUGACCUAACAAUGUUUAAGCUUGAAACAUAAUGGAACGGUAAAUGUAUGGAAAAAAGACAAACAGGGCUGACAAAAACAGUAGGUCACAAUGUGAAUUGAUGAUUUGGAUUGUUGUUUAAAUCAACUAGGAAGCAAAAUGGACAGUUUAAUACUGCUAUUUUGUGUUGAAAUAUAAACAACAUGGCCGCCGCGAUGGCGACAUUUCUUUGAAAUUAAUAUUUUCAUGGUAACGAUUCAUGAUUUAUUUGUGAAUGGAUAAGAGCACAAAACAAAUGUAUCUUCAAAUUGCAUUAUUUAUAACUGCAUCGUUGGAAUUGUUUGUAUUUGUAAAAUCGUUCAACAAUGGAAGCGGUCGAGAAAGUUACCGAAUCUCAGCCUGUUCAGGAACCAACAAGUAAAAAUGGGUCAACGGAGAAAAGCGAGAAAGAGCCUAAUUUGGAGAUAAAGACGCUCCAAGAAAGUAAAUCACAGGAAAAUGGUGCACAUUUGAUUAAUGCAAAAUCACCAAGAUGUGAUAUUAUUAAUGAAGUUAAAAUGGAGGUUACUGGUUCCUCGGCAGAUUCAUCUGCUGUGGAAACUGUGGACAAACCAAGAGCACACCAGAACGGUCCCACAGAGAAAGCGAAACACAGGGACUUAACUCCCCACACUGAAAACCCACCAAAAACUGAAAUACAGGUAACACAGUCAGAAAAAUGUGUCUCUAAAACUAAAAGUGAAGUUCAGCCAGUGAAAAGUGAAAGCUCAAAUUUAGUGUCUUCUAACAAUGGAAAUGUGGCAACAUGUGGACCUUUUAUGAGUAGCAUUGAUGCUGUUAUAAACUCUGUUGCUCAUAAUAUACCACCUGAUGAACCUAGUGAACUUGAUACAAAUGAAAGUGCUAAAACUACUGUAAGUGAUUCCCAUACUGUGCAAAAUUAUGAUCAUCAAACUCACUACAUGCAUCAGACAAAUCCGAAACAAACACAUGUUCCACAAACAAACUAUGGUGCACGGACAGUGAAUCAACCAUACAACCCACAAAUGUUCCCACAUUUAAAGGGUCAAACAAUACCAACCAGUGCAAACUAUGGGGUAUCUAACAACCCCCUUCUUGCUAGUGCUUCUGAACAGCUAAGUAGUUUAGUAAAAUCUCAUGUUAUGGAUUCUGGUGAACAUGCACCAAAUGAUCAACAGUUGUCAGGGCAUCAUCCAGGAAUCAGACCUGAGAUACAUCCAAAUGCUCCACCUCCUACAUCAAUGUAUAAUCACCAACCAAUGUACAGACCAAUGUAUGACCCCAACAGUGGCAUGCCAAUGCAUCCACCAGGCCCAGGGAGCAUGCAUCAGCAGGGGGCACCUGCUGCUCAUGUAAGGCCACACAAUGAAAUCCCAAGUAGCCAAGACACCAAACAGCCAAGAAUUCCACAGAAAGGAGGAGCAAGGAGGCAACAGAGGCCAAGUCAGGCUCAGCAAGAAUUACCCCAGGUAAUGAGGCCGAGGAUGCCUGAUCAGUUCAACAGGGGUAUGCGUCCCAUGCAAAUGUUUGAUCCUAGAUUGAUGUCAACUUAUUUUAGCCCUGAGAACAUCAGGAUGCUGCAAAUGCGUUACCCUGAUCCUCGCAUGAUGCCUCCACAAUUACUACAACAAAUGCAAGUAUUUGCUAGAAUGCAUCAAGCACAGCAGGCACAACAGCAGCAACAACAGCAGGCAGUCAGAGGUGCACAUCCUCCAUCCCAACCAACAAGUGUGUCUGUGACACCUGGGUUACCACAACAUCCUCAAGGCAUACCUCCCCAGUCUCAAGCCAGUACAAUACCUAGUCAACAGAUGAGUGUUGAAGGCUCUCAACCAGCUAAUUCAAAUGCAGUGAAAAACCCUCAUCAUUCAGUUCCUCCUCAUCCAGGACAACCCUACCCACAUGGUCCAUUGUCUCAGCAUCCACUUGAUUCUGGUAAACAGGGGCUAAAUUCUCAAGCUCAAGAAGCCCCUGUUUCACGCAGCCAUUUAGUGGACAUAAAUUCAACUGUUACAAAUGGUACAGAGAUUCAGAACCAGUCAGGCGUACAAACUGCACUAGCAUCAACCUCUGCCCCUCACUUACCAAGUGAUGCCCUGAAUCGCCCUUCCUCUGCUGGAAGACCCCCAUCAGGUGGAAGACCCCCAUCUGCUGGGAGGCCACCCUCAGUAGGAAGACCAUCAUCAGCCAAUCGACCUCCUUCAGUGGGACGGCCUACAUCAACAGAGCCACCCUUAAAUCAGCCCCCAUCUGUUGGUCGUCCUUCAUCAAGUAAUAGUCGUCCACCAUCUGCUGACCUAUCAAGUAGACCUCCAUCAGUGGGUCAAAGUCCAUCCACUCCACAAUCAGAGGCUUCACUAGGAACCACUGUAUCCUCAGCUAGCUUUGUUCAAGAACCAGCAUUUUCUACUUCAGAUAAAAUCUCACUUCCUUCAACCAGUACAACACAACCCUUCCAAUCGGAAUCCUCAGUCAGUAUGCAGUCACUAACAACCUCAUCUAGUCAACCAUCACUUGCAGGGUCAAGUGCAGUCACACAAACACCUUAUACUGAGGAAACCUCUCGAGAGGGAGCCUCAGAGGGGGAGCAGCAGAAAACUACACAGAAGCGAUUAGCUGCACCUCCCCACUCUUCCACCACAUCAUCUGCUGCUCCUAGCAUGCCUCCUCCUUUUGGACCUCCCACGUCUAUGGCAACUUUACCACAGGGUUAUGUGCAGACCCCAUUUGGCAUGCUUCCUCACCACUCUCCCGGAAUGACCCAAGGAGGUGUGCCUUUCUCAGGGAUGGGUGGACAUAGAAUGAUGCCUCCACAUAUGCGGAUGCCUGGAUUUCCAGGUCAAGGGUUCCCAAUGCCACCCCACAUGCAGAGACUGCCCCCUCCCCAUGGAGGACCACUGUCUCCAAACUCUAUGCAAGCCAUGGCUUCUUUAGCUCAAAGAAUGCAGGGUCCACCUGUCAGUGGUCAGAACGUCAGACCAGGGAUGCCCCCUGGCCAGCCUGGGAUGGGACCACGUGGCAUAAAUCCAGCAGUGCCUCCAGCUUCCAUGGAUGGAGCUCAGGCAUACGAGUUUUACAGAAUGCCAUUUGCUAUGGGUCCCCAACAGAGACCCCCAAGUGGCCCAACCGCUGAACAUCCCCCCAGAGGACCCAGACCUAAAGGGCCACGUCCACCUCGUCCUCCACCACAUCAGAUGCAUCUUAAUAUGCCACAUAACUCAGAGCAUAGUAUGGUCUCCCCAGGCCAAGGAAUGAUGCCAGGUCAACACAGCAGUCUGCCUCCUGAUCCUAGCAUGCCAAGUGUACAUUCCCAGGUCCGUCCUCCAAGUAUAGGUAUCGGACCACAGCCAUCCCAUCAUGACAGCUCUACACCUAGUCCCAAAGUAUCAGCAACACCUCCAGCCAAUGUAGAUCCAGCCCUUUUGGAUGAAAUGAUUCAAAAUACUCAAGUUAAACAAGAACCGACAGAUUCUUGUAUGAAAACAGAAAUGACCCAAGAGGAGAAAAAUGCAUUACUGAAACAACUUCUUGGAAAGAAAGGACAAGGAGGUUUACCUGAGGAAUCAGAGGAUGGAGUUGCCUUAACCCCAGAACAGAGGAAACAGUUGGAGCUUAUAGAAAACAUGCCACUAGUGAUGGAGCAAGAGGCCAAGACACCUGAGGAAAAGGAACGAUUGUUAGAACUGAAAAAGCAAGCUUAUGAACAGAGGAGAAAAGAAUAUGAACUUCUACGAAAGCAGAAACGCAAGCAGCAAAAUGCAGAAAACAAGAAGAGGAAGAGAAAAGAGAAGGAAGCUGAGGAAGCAGCUAUGAGGAUGGAUCCUAAUCAACCAGUGCCCCCGGCAAAGAAGCGACCCCGUAAAAAGAAGGGAGAGUCCUUGGAGGAAGAUCUGGAUGCCAAAGCAAACCAUUUCCUGCAAAUGCUUGGGACACUUCCACCUGUAGCACUGCAGGAACCAAAAGUGGGGAAUUUCUUCUCUGUCUUACAAGUUCCUGGAAGUCCAAAUGUUCUCACAGGGGAUAACUGUUUGAAAGGGAAUUUUGGAAAUAGUUAUCUUGAGGGUGUGGCUGACUUUUAUGGAAAUACCCUGUUGCAUGGAUUACCUCCCCUUGGAUCCUUUGUCAGGAUGCCCAAACCUCGGGAUAUAGAGUCCAGAAGACAAUUCAUUAGAGCUGGUCAGGACGAGAGUGGCCAAGGAUCCAAUGCUGAUCAACAGCGAUACCAGCUGACUCCUGACAGAUUCCCUGUAUCGGGUCCCCCAUUAGGACUGCCUGGUCUGCCACCUUUCUUCGGCAGGGGAGAGAAGCCUCCUGUGCCAUCUCUACCCUCUUCACCACGAAUAGAACCAAGAUUGGAGUAUUUAAAGGGAGGUGACAGCCCCUGUACAGUGAUAUCUUCCUCCUCUCCGGAGCACGAAUUUGGUGAACUAGAUGAAGAAUUCCCCAUGUUGAAACCCAUAGAGCCCCCCUCAGCUGCUGAUGACAGGUCUUCCCCAUUGGUCCCUAUCUUACAACCAGUCGCAAUUAAAUCUGUGCCAUCAAAGCCCAAAGAAGAGCCAUCAACAGAGCCCAAGUCUGAACCUAUAGAUAAACCCAAAGCUGUCACUGAUUCUGAUAUAGCAGAGAGGAAACUGACCCUAACUGAAAAGCAUGAGAAUGGCAAACUGCCACCUAACCUAUCAGCUUUAACUAGACCUUUCCAGAAUGCAAAUCUGAAUCAAGACAUUUCUGUAACUCUGACUCUGUCAGCCAAUGCUGCUGAUGACAUUGGGGGAGUUUUGUCUCAGAUUGCAGAGCUGUUGAAAAUUGCAGUUCCACCUUCUUAUGAAGUGGGCAGUCGAAGUCCCUCCCCAGAGCAGGGAAAAAUCAAUUCAAAACACUUGGAAGACAAAGUUAAUGUUCAGCAUCUCAUCAAAACCAAGGCCAAGUUUUGUAGACUAUGUGACUCCUAUGUUUACGACUCAGGAUUUAGAAAGCGAAAGUGUGAUAUACCAUUCCUGGCAAAAGAAGACUACUUCAGUAUCAAGGACUUUGAUGAUGAAGAAGUGACAUUUUGUACAGAGAAAUGCUACACUAAGUUUGCCACUGUUUAUCAGGAGAUAAACAAGCCUCCUCCAGAGGAUCCAUUAAGAAGCUUCACUCUCUCAAAGCAUCACUCCUCAGACUUCAGUCCCAGAAGCAUGGGUAGUCACACUCCCACCACCCCCACAAAGAGUGACUCCACCCUCACCCUCACCCCCACCACACCUAACUCUGCAGGAGCAUUGACCCCAGUCCAGCCAAGUCCCCCCAUUAGGUCACGACUAGAGGAUAAGUUCGGCAAAAAGCAUCGUCGGACUGCCAGCAUGGAUGCUCAGCCUCCAAAGCCUUUGGUGAAGAAGCACAAGAAUGUGAGGUACAGACGCUGGGAUCCUUCAUUUACAGAUUCACUUCCCCAUGAACCAGGGGUCCCAGAUAAAGAAAUACAAAAUCUAUGGAAAGCCCUGGGAACAAUCAUUGUGCCAAAAUCUUUGCCUGAAGACACCAGGAAGUGUGUUUUCUGUCAGCAGCAAGGAGAUGGAGAGACUGAUGGGCCUGGCAGAUUGCUGAAUAUGGACAUUGAUAACUAUGCCCAUCUAAACUGUGCUCUGUGGUCCUCAGAGGUGUAUGAGACUUUGAAUGGCGCCUUAAUGAAUGUUGAUAUGGCUUACAAGCGUGGGCUAAAAAUAGAAUGUACUGCCUGUGGCAUCAAAGGGGCCACUGUGGGUUGCUUUAACAAUCGUUGUCCAAAGUAUUAUCAUCUUGGUUGUGCUAAAAAAGUGGGAUGCAUGUUUUUUCAAGAUAAGACAAUCCUGUGUCCUUCCCAUGCAGCUAAACAAGGAGCUGAAAAUGUCCUGGAGUCUUUGUCAGUCUUUAGAAGAGUCUACAUCAAUAGGAGCGAGGAUAAACAAGUGGCAAAUAUGGUGCAUGGACAAGAGGAGGGACAGUAUAUCCUUAGGAUUGGAUCCCUGACAUUACACAGUGUGGGUCAACUCCUACCUCAUCAAUUGCAGACAGGAAAAUUCCACACCAGGGACUGCAUUUAUCCUGUGGGGUUUAAAUCUAGUCGAUAUUAUUGGAGCAUGAAGCGAUUAUACAAGAGAUGUAGGUAUGUGUGCAGCAUUGUGGAGAGUGAUGGUCACCCUGGAUUUGUGAUCAGAAUUGUUGAACCUGGGCAGGAAGAUGUGAUCCUCCAAGAUGUGUCACCUAAAGCUGUAUGGAACAAAAUUCUGGAGCCAUUAGAUAAACUCAGGCGGAAUGCAGAUCUGGUGAAAAUUUUCCCAUCGUUUACUAGUGGGGAGGAAUUGUUUGGUCUGACAGAGCAGGCUAUUGUCAGAGUGGUUGAAUCGCUUCCUGGAACAGAUCUGCUCACAAAUUAUAAUUUUAAGUUUCCACGCUCCCUGAGAAUUGAAAUGCCUCUGACUAUCAACCCCACUGGUUGUGCUCGCACAGAGCCAAAACUGAGGACUCAUUUCAGAAAGCCCCACACCCUUCAGUCGGCCAACACCUCACGGUCCCUCCCUCAGACUGUGACUGGGGUCUCCGGAGACAUUAACUCCCCGUACAUGAAGCAGUUUGUUCACUCCAAGUCUGCACAAUACAGGAAAUUAAAGACGGAGUGGAGGACAAAUGUUUAUCUUGGCCGAUCCAGAAUUCAGGGUCUGGGUUUAUUUGCUGCUCAUGACUUGGAGAAGCACACGAUGGUGAUAGAAUAUAUAGGGUAUCUCAUCAGGAACGAGGUGGCCAACAGGAAAGAGAUAUCAUACGAGGAGCAGAAUCGUGGUGUGUACAUGUUCCGUAUUGACAAUGACACAGUUGUGGAUGCUACAAUGGCGGGAGGUCCCGCUCGCUACAUCAAUCACUCCUGUAACCCAAACUGUGUGGCAGAGGUUGUACCAUUUGAUAAAGAGAGCAAAAUUAUCAUCAUCACCAACAGACGAAUCCCAACAGGGGAAGAGCUGACUUACGAUUACAAGUUUGACUUUGAGGAUGAGCAGCACAAGAUCCCAUGUUGUUGUGGAGCUCCUAACUGUAGGAAGUGGAUGAAUUGAAGCUUCCAUGGGUGUAUUAAGUGCUGUGAUUCCAAAUACUCUGUCAACUUAAAAACCCUAGGUCAGGUAGAAUCUGUCACUCUCUGAAGUGAGACAGGGUCCUGUGACAGAGAAGUGAGUGGUUGUCUGUGUAUAGGAUAGAUAUUACUAUUGGCGCAAGAACUAUAGGCUAGGAUUGCCAUGUACAACAAAUAAGGAGACCCAGUGUGAUAUGAAUAAUCUUACUGAUGUUCUGUGAUGAAUUUGUAGUCAGUCCCCCUGAAUGGGACUCUAGUGAUUUUGCAGAGAUUGGUUGGACUCCACGGGAGACCUGCAGAACUAUUUGUGGAUUUUGAUAAGUGUGUUGUGUGGAAUGUGUAUAUUAUUUAUACAUAUUGCUGGAAAAUUGAGGUGUUCCUCAAGUGUGUGUGAUAUUUUUUUUCACUGGAAUGUUGAAGAGUGCAAUUGAUUUUAUAUAAAUAUAUAUAUAAUAUUAUUCAUCAAAUUAAAUCAGAUUUGUUUUGUAAGAUGCUAAUAGUAUUAUAAAUUUGUACAAAUGAAUAUUCCAAUAUCCCUUAUGCAAGUUGUGUAAACAAAACUGAUUGAUUACCAAACAGCUUUUUUAAUCCUUUGAUGUGGUUUCACUUUGAUUCAUGUUAGUGAUAUGUUGUUUAGAUUUGUGAAAUAUCUCUCUCAUGUUACAAGACUCAGUUUUUUUUAAUGCUUAGUAUUAACCAAGCAUAAUAAAGAAUGGGUCAGUGUGAAUCAAAAAUCAGUCAACAGAAAUGAAUGUUUCAGUCUGUCAGAUAACGCACAUGAUAUGUAGAACAAUAAUGGAAAUCACUGUACAAAUUUGAAGCACGGUUAGGCAUUGGAAUUUGGAUUGUACUGUACUUUGUAAUUUUUUAGCACAUUUAGGUAUGGAGACUGAUUUUGGAUCGUACUGUAAUUAUGGACUACCUCAGGAAGUUGACAUUUUGUAUAAUACAUCAUAAUGGAAAUCCCAAACUUCAGAAAGUGCUGUUUUGCCUGUGUUUAUCUUCAUCUGUAUAAAUUCAUCCAAUUUCUUUGUGAGUUAUGGCUGCUGGAGUCAUAUGCUGACAAGAAUUUAAUAACAGGAGAGUGUUCUAAUCACAGCUCUGCAUUCCACGAGGAGUGAUACAUCGGUCAGGCUACUCUUACUGGAUAUUCUUCUGUGGUCAGUGUCGAAACGUUGUGUGUUAGUGACGACGUAUGUGGCCUUCUAACGAUCUCACCAGCACUAGGCAGCAUGGCUGUUAUAUGUAAAUUGUAUGUAAAUUUAGUGUAUCAACAUGUGAAUUAAUAAUUGUAAGGAUAUAAAUUAAAUCAUGCAUAUAUUAUUUCAAAACCAAUAUUCAGUACUAUUUUGUGUUGAUUAUUGAUCAGUUACUCAAUUCAUUUCCCAAUUAUAUACAUAUACAAGUAUAUAUACAGCCAUCAUAUUUGCAUAUUUAAUAGAAUAAAAAGUAGUUGACAAUUAUAUAUUAGCUUUUCCUUGUGUACAUUUGUGAUCUUUGAUAGACUUUUCACCUAUGGUCUUGUUGAGUAAUUUAACUGUGGCUCUUUUUUUUAUUACUUAUACAUCAUGUUUUCUUCAUAUACCAAUGUUUUCUUCCCUAGUUGGUUUUGUUUUAGCCUUUGUUGAUUUGUGUAGAAGUUCUGUAGAAUUUGUAGUGGACAGCUUGACCGCUGAUCUUUAUUUUUUUUUUUUUGUCCAGCUGCAGCAUAGCCCUUCACUUCUGACUUAAUCUCUAUAUCAUUGUAUUCAUCCUCAACAACAAACCAAGAGAGGUCGACCACACAGAUCUGAAUGGUAGUUUAUUUAUGGUUAAAGGGAUUUCCCAAGAUAUUUUUAGUCACUGUUUGGCAAAUUCAUUGAAAAAUCAUCUUAUUUGAAGGCUUUUUUAACUUUAUUGAUAAUGAGACAAUUUACAGUUGAACUUUGGUAUCUCGAACACAGAUAUCUCAAAUACCAUGGAUAUGCUGAAAUGACUGGGAAGUCUUUACCACAUAUUUCUAAAUAUUUUACUCUUGAUAUCUGGAACCCUCGGAUAUCUCAAAAGUUUUUUUUCCUGGUCCCAUCGAGUUCGAGAUAACGAGGUUUGACUGUAAUUCCAUGGAUUCUUAUUUAAAUGAUAUUUGCAAAUAAAUUUAUCUGUAUUAAUAAAAGAAACGGUGAUUGUACAUUUUUGGCUUGAUGUGUUUGUCUGUCUGUGUUUGUUGUUACUGGUCAGAGAUUAUAUUGUACAGAUUUUUUUUUUUGUCGUAGUGUACUGUCUUAUCUAUACAGAGUAGUCUAUCUUGUUAUAUUUGUUAUACAUAGAUUAUAUAGAUGUGUUAAUUAACAGAUUGGCUAACAUCUACAAAUUCCCACAUCAAAUUGAUCGGUACUAUCUAAAUAAAAGAAAAUCAGUCCUAGAUAUGUGAUGAAUUACCUUUACAAUUAUUUUAACUUCUGUCAUGUACAGUAUGCAUUUUGCAGAAAAUAAGGUAUAACUAGAGCAAAUAGAUUUUCAAUUUAUGAUUUUACAUAUUUAUUACUCUUUCUGAAGGAGAAAAUUUUAGGACAUUCAGUCUUGUAUGUGUCAUUUUCUUCAUGUUUUCAGGCUACACUGUUUUACCUUAGAUGUUUAUUAAUGCUAAGUUUGUUAGAUGAAGGCUGCUGUAUUGUUUUAUUUAUAUAUUACCAUUCAUUUCUCACAUUCUGUAUGUACAUUUAUUCAUCACUCUCCAUGUAGACCUGGGAAGAGGAAGGGGAGACAACUUAUGUCGUUUCGUCUGAUUUAAUCUAUACAGCAAUAAUACAAGUUUUAUACGGGAAGAAUGACACAUGUUUUGUGCAAAUAUAGAAUUGUCAUGAAGGCUU